AUGGCAGGAUUCAUGGCACCGACAGCCUCCGGGUCCGACCUACACUCCAACCUAAGCUCGACAAUGGCAGCAACUUCCUCCUCGUCUCUGAACUCAUUCACAGACCACUCGACAUACCCUCUGAUGCGGCAUGGCGACCGCACCUACUUUCGCGACCCAGAGAACGUAUAUCCUCUGCCCUGCGACUUGCCCGAGAUCCACCGCCAAAGCUUGCGCACGUUAAUGCUGCUGCGCGUCCUCGGCGGUCCAUUUUGCAACCCCCACUUAGCCAAUCAGCCGCCCAAACGCAUCCUGGAGAUCGCAUGCGGGUCCGGCUUGUGGUCUGGUCUGUGCCACGAAUAUUUUUCUCGCAGGGGCCAUCCGAAUGUGGCCUUUGCCGGAAUUGACGUGGUCAAUAUUGCGCCGGACCUGCGCAAACAGGGCAUGAAUUGGCAGUUCAAACGACAUGAUCUGCGCCGCCCUCGCUUGCCCUUCCCCGACGAUUAUUUUGAUUUCGUUUUUAUAAAGGAUGCUGGCAUGUGUCCUUCCAGUCCGGCGCAAUCUGCGUCGGGCUUGAGUGAACCUUUGCGUGUGCUCAAGUCUGGGGGAAUCUUGGAGGUAUGGGAUUCGGAUUGGAGCUUCCGGUCCCUGCUGCCCAAUCCGGCUCCGGCGCGUAAAACCACCUCCAAAGAACAGGAGAUUGCUGACGCAACGGCUACCUACACAUUUUCCUCUGCCACGCCAUUCACACGAGCGCAGAACAAAUUCCUGGUUGAUUAUAACUCCUGGGUGGAGAAGUCGUUUGACCGGCGCAAGUUGACAGCGCUACCGUGCGCCACUAUCGGACUGUCUUUCAAUUCCGAAGUAGAUCUGCUGGAGAAUGUGGACAGUCGCCGUGUCGCAGUUCCACUUGGAGAAUUGCGAUGGGAGCGGGACGGACAGGGCAAUGAUACCAAGGGCCGUCCACGAAAGGCUCUAACACCAGAGCAAAUAUCUAUCCGGCGAACAGCCCUUCUCACAACAAUCCAAAUGAUUGAAGGGCUGGAGCCACUCCUAAUGGAAUCCAGCGGGAAGGGACGCGACGAAUGGGAUCGAUGGUGGGCGGCGAUGACAGCCGACCUCCUGCAGAAAGGCGGGCUUGCCAGUGGCGAGUGUCUUGAAGUGAGUGCCUGGUGGGGUAGAAAAAAGUGA
Molecule: messenger RNA, 1170 nt
Organism: Penicillium soppii
Lineage: Eukaryota; Fungi; Ascomycota; Eurotiomycetes; Eurotiales; Aspergillaceae
Product: class I SAM-dependent methyltransferase
Exons: 1
Coding region: 1-1170 (389 amino acids)
Molecular function (GO): methyltransferase activity
Source: RefSeq, a predicted model, not a curated record